Messenger RNA from Raphanus sativus (radish), 3068 nucleotides. RefSeq names its product B3 domain-containing transcription repressor VAL1. The transcript is spliced from 9 exons. The record is from RefSeq and is a predicted model, not a curated record. Gene Ontology annotation, molecular function: DNA binding; zinc ion binding. The coding region runs from base 407 to 2773 and encodes 788 amino acids. Lineage: Eukaryota; Viridiplantae; Streptophyta; Magnoliopsida; Brassicales; Brassicaceae.
CUCUCUCUCUCUCUCUCUCUCUCUCUCUAUCAUCUCCUCCUCCUUCUCUCUCUCUAUCUGACCCAUAAUUUUAAUUCUACAUCGAAAAGAUAAACGCAAAAAAAAAAAAGAAAACUAAAAAAAAAGAAACCUCGUCGCCGUUACAGUCCCCUCUUCUCUCUCAAUUCAAUUCGCCGUCUCUUUCUACUCCCCGCCGUGAGUUUUCACUAAACUCUAACGCUGACUUAGAUUGACCCCCACGUCGUACGAUAUGCAUGUUCAUGACUAGUCCCUUCUCCAAUUCACGUCGAUUCCACCUCCGAUUCGUCUCUCUCCCCCGGUGGUUGUGCCGUUAGGGUUUUUAAGAUUAUUUUUUCCGAUUUCAAUUUGGAGAAAAAUCUGAUUGGAACAUUGAGAGAGAGAGAGGAUGUUUGAAGUCAAAACAGGGUCAAAGGUGUGCAUGAACGCAUCUUGUGGCUCCACCUCUACCGUUGAAUGGAAGAAAGGUUGGCCUCUUCGAUCUGGUUCUCUCGCUGAUCUCUGCUUUCGUUGCGGAUCGGCUUAUGAGACUUCUCUGUUCUGCGAAACAUUCCAUAUGGAGCAAUCUGGUUGGAGGGAAUGCUAUUUAUGCAACAAGAGACUUCAUUGUGGAUGCAUUGCCUCUAAGCUCAUGGUCGAGUUUAUGGACUACGGUGGUGUUGGUUGUACUUCCUGUACUCACUCCCAUCAACUCAAUCUGAGAGGUGAGAGUCCAGGUAUAUUUAGCAGAUUGGCUAUUAUCAACAGCCAACAUACAAAUGGAGAAAGUGGAAUGAGUAUAAGAAGCGAAACUGAUCUCUUUUCUCAGCCACUACUAGUCCCUGGGGAUGAUAAAAGAGAAGAGUUCAUGGCUCACCGUGGGUUUAAUAAUUUUAUGAAACCAGAAAAUAACAAUAAUAAUAAUAAUAAUGCUGCCACCACCGGGUAUAAGCUGAACGGUGGGGAAAUGCAUGAACCGUCGUCAUCAACACCUCCACAGCCAUCUUUCAAUAUGGCUUUGGCAACACUUCCUUACAGCCCAUCUUUUGCAACCCCCCCUGUGGACGGAAACAAACUAAUGGCUGCUGCUGCUGCUUCUCAGUCCCACAUUGCCCAAUGCUCUGCUUCUAGUAUACUCCAAAAGCCUUCAAACCCUGUUCUUGCAACUCCUCCAGGGACGAGCAAAUCUGCUCAGGCCCGGGUCGGGAGGCCUCCUGUGGACGGGCGUGGGAAAGGCCAUUUGCUUCCUCGGUAUUGGCCUAAAUACACUGAUAAAGAGCUUCAGCAGAUCUCUGGAAAUUUGAAUUUGAACAUUGUGCCUCUUUUCGAGAAAACUCUCAGUGCCAGUGAUGCCGGCCGCAUCGGUCGUCUAGUUCUUCCAAAAGCAUGUGCAGAGGCAUAUUUUCCUCCCAUUAGUCAAUCAGAAGGCAUUCCUUUGCAAAUCCAAGACGUGAGGGGUAAAGAGUGGACCUUCCAGUUCAGGUUCUGGCCUAACAACAACAGUAGAAUGUAUGUCUUGGAAGGCGUCACUACCUGCAUACAGUCCAUGAUGCUACAGGCUGGUGACACGGUGACUUUCAGCCGGGUUGAUCCUGGUGGGAAACUAGUCAUGGGUUUUAGGAAGGCAGCUUAUAAUACUGUAGACAUGCAGGGGUGUGGUGGUCUCGCCAACGAGGACACGUCAUCAUCUGGUGUCACAGAGAACCCCACCUCCAUAAACGCUUCCUCGUGUCCUCCGCAAACUCCGGAAGAAUUUAAAGGUGUGCCUGAGCAUUUGAGCUCACCUUAUGGUAAGAAGAGUGAGAUGAAUGGAGGAAAAUUUUGUGAUGAUCCGUCAGGGGUUAAAGAAAAGAAGAGGACUCGAACCAUUGGGGCUAAAAAUAAGAGACUGCUUAUGCGUAGUGAAGAGUCUAUGGAGCUGAGACUCACAUGGGAAGAAGCUCAGGAGUUGCUUCGUCCUUCUCCUAGUGCAAAGCCCACAGUUGUCGUCAUCGAGGAGCAUGAGUUUGAAGAGUUUGAAGAGCCUCCUGUCUUUGGAAAGAGGACGAUAGUUACUUCAAAACCUUCAGGUGAACAAGAACGAUGGGCAUCGUGCGACGACUGCACUAAAUGGAGGAGGUUACCUCUAGACGCUCUUCUCCCCGCAAAGUGGACAUGUUCAGACAAUGUUUGGGACGUGAGCAGGUGUUCCUGUUCUGCACCAGAGGAGAGUCUGAAAGAACUUGGGAAUGUUCUUAGAGCCGGAAAAGAGUACAAGAAGAGAAGAUACCAGACGGCAAAAACUGAGGAAGAGCCAUCAGGUCUGGAUGCACUAGCGAGUGCGGCAGUCUUAGGAGACGCUUUAGGCGGCGGCGGCGGGGACUCGGAGGUGGCGACCACGACGAGACAUCCAAGGCACAGGGUUGGAUGCUCAUGCAUAGUGUGCAUUCAGCCGCCAAGUGGGAAAGGCAGGCACAAGCCCACCUGCGUAUGUACAGUGUGCAGCACGGUGAAGAGGAGGUUCAAGACGUUGAUGAUGAGGAGGAAGAAGAGGCAGUUAGAGCGAGAUGAAAUAGCGGCAGCAACAGAGGCAUAUGAGGAGAGCAACAAGGAACAGGCCGAGAGUGAUGAGAAUAACGGAGAUAAGGAAGGGAGGAUUGAUCUGAACAGUGAUCCUUGUAAGAACAGAGAAGGCGUUGAAGCUGAGAAAGAGGAGAGUAAAAGAAGAGAGUGUUCGGGUGUGGCUGAUGUUUUAGGGUUAAAGGAGUUAGGAGAGGCUGCACAGGCUGCAACCUGAUAUGAAGAAGAAAAAAAGCUGAACUCAUCAUAGCUCAGUUUUAUGUUCUGAUUUUGUCAUAGCUGUAGGCAGAAAUAAGCUUCAGAGUCCAAUGAACAAGAUUGGCGUAUGUUUUGGUUUUUAUGUUCUUUGGUGAGUUUGGGGGUGGGGUUUUAGGUCGUCUCCAUUGAUAUAGGUUUUGCAUAAGUCAAAGUGGAGCUUUGCUGUUUGGUGAUGAAACACUUGAAUUUGUUGUUGUGUUUCAACCUUACAUGGAAAGCAUUAGGUUUAAAUUAUUAUUCUUCUUCUUGUCUAA